This is a messenger RNA of Yamadazyma tenuis ATCC 10573, 993 nucleotides long. Lineage: Eukaryota; Fungi; Ascomycota; Pichiomycetes; Serinales; Debaryomycetaceae. The record is from RefSeq and is a predicted model, not a curated record.
AAAGCAAUUCCCAUGUUGUCAGUGCCGUACAGAUGGCAUUGGUUUAAAUUGUUUUGGGUGCAGGGUAUCUACUAUGUCUACUUCCAAAGCAGGUACCCCUAUUUCGGACCGUGUAUAUUGCAACAUUCUGAAAUAUACCUCUACAAAAACCUUCAAGUGUAUAUUCUAAAAGAUUCUGCUCUUUCUUUUCGCCGUACCCAAAUAUCCACCUACAUCAUGGUAAAUCCUUUCUACUAUAGUCUUCGCUUGCUUAUCGGCUUAAACUGGUCUACUUCUGAAAGUUGCGAGAAAAAAACACUUCAAAAUACGCUACCCAAACUUUUUUUCGAUAAACCCUAAACAACUGUUAACUUGUUUGUUAGUCCCUCAUUACCUGUUGCAAUAUGAUCACCCCGAAAACAGCAUACAGAAUGCUUUACUACUCCCUUCCAUUUUACAUGUUGACCACCACCGAGUCGGUGAUGUUGCAUAUGGUAUUAGUAUUGUUUGCUGGUCUCCUUAGCUACAGUUUCUACAACGCUGCACAAGUGGCAAGCAAACUCAUUGCCGCCAACUUGUAACCACACAUAGUUGCCCCCUGAAUCGGUCUAUCCGUCGCAUGAUACUGUUUCAUGGAUAGACCCGUGUUAAUACGUCUUCUAUAAUGAAUAUACCUAAUAUUUUAAACGUGAACACGCAGGUGAAUAGCUGGUGAGUAUCCACCAUGUCUUUGUCUACCAUGAAGAUGUAAAGAGUUUGCAUUUGUCUCAACUAACUCUGAUUCUCUAGAAUACUAUAUGCUAUAUUAUGUCUAUCUCACUGGAUGUGAUGAAAAUCGCGUCUCAAAUAAACAGUACAUAUGUACAAACUGUCUACUGGUGUAAGAGCAAAAUUCAAGCCCCCGAGGCCACUUGGCAUUGCCCCCGUCAAGGAAUCCCCACCUACAUCACAGGGAGAUGGGAGUCUUUCCAAUAAAAGAAAACUUGGUCAAAUCACUCCAGUACACCGAAAGUU